Biomphalaria glabrata is the source of this 3436-nucleotide messenger RNA. RefSeq names its product vesicular glutamate transporter 2.2-like. The record is from RefSeq and is a predicted model, not a curated record. NCBI's taxonomy places the organism in Eukaryota, Metazoa, Mollusca, Gastropoda, Planorbidae. Gene Ontology annotation, molecular function: neurotransmitter transmembrane transporter activity; L-glutamate transmembrane transporter activity. Gene Ontology annotation, cellular component: excitatory synapse; synaptic vesicle membrane. Bases 474 to 2000 code for a protein of 508 amino acids. Gene Ontology annotation, biological process: regulation of synapse structure or activity; monoatomic anion transport; synaptic transmission, glutamatergic. The transcript has 12 exons.
UUUAAAUGUGUGAAGUGAUUCAAUAUAUAAGAUCACAAAUCACAUAAAACGCGAGUCUAUCUACACGUUGGUUAUUUGAACAUUUUUUUUUAAUUUAGUGAAAUAAAAAGUCAAAAUUUACAAUCAACGUUUUCAUGCAUUUUCAUAUCAAUGUGUCAAUUUGUUUGGAUUAAUAAAAAAAAAACUUUAAAAAUUCAGAGUCAGUGUAAGUCGCAAAAUCUCAACAUCUGUCGAUAAAAGAGCAGAAGUAACAUUAGACGUUUUAUCAUUUGCAACAUUAGACUUAAUAUCGGUGUAUAUUAUUACAAGGACAAAGUUUCUGAGAUCUAAACGGGACGGACGGACGACGGACAGACAGGCCACACAAAACUAAUAGCGUCUUUUCCCCUUUCGGGGGCCGCUAAAAACAAUCAAAAAUUAAAAUACCAUAUAUAUUAAAGGGGCAGUGGAAGUUUCUUGCCAUCCUGUCAGUCAUGGCCGUAGACUGUUGUACCUGCAUGCCCCACCGCUAUUUUAUCGUCAUGAUGUGCUCCAUUGGUAUGCUGAUCAGUGUCGGAUAUAGAACCAGCUUUUCACUCGUGGUGACCCACAUUGAUCUCGUGGACAACACUAGUUCAAGUAUCUCUAAGGACUCGGACUCCUUCUUCCCGAGCUGCAGCACCAAGAACACAACGCGCGACAAGGUCGUCAACUGGAAAGGUUCAACUACACUUUUGUUUGGUACUUUCUAUUUCAUUGGUCAAAUUCUCUUCUCACUCCCAGGCGGUAUAUUGGUUCAGAGAUACUCCGCAAAAUGGAUUUUCGUUAGCACGAUAUUUAUAUCCAGCAUCCUGCAGCUCCUGUUGCCACUUGUCAUGGAGUUUGAUCACAUCUGGCUCAUACAUCUGUAUAGAUUUGUUCAAGGUUCUGUCGAAGCUAUUACAGUGCCUGCUCUCAACGGUGUUGUUAGUCCAUGGACUCCUGCAUAUCAAAGAUCACAACUUAUGACUUUAGCCUACGCAGGAGUUUAUUUCAGUCCUGCUGUGGCAAGUAUUACAACUGGAGCUUGUCUUUGCUAUGUUAGCUGGAGCAGUAUCAUGUACAUAUAUGGAGGUGCUGGGGUGGUGUGGAGUGUUUUCUAUGCAUUUUUCGCUUUCCAAUCCCCCGAGAAGCAUCCAGGUCUGUGUGAAGCAGAGAGGGCCAUCUUUCUAUCCCAUAGUUCCUCCACACCAAGCAAGACUUUGGUCCAAAAGACACCUUGGUGUAAGAUCCUGACGUCGAUGCCAGUCUGGGCGAUGUUCGUUGGUGCAUUCUGUAGAUGUUUUGUCUUUGUGAUGCUCAUAAUGCAAGUUCAGCAAUAUUAUAAGGAUGUCUACCCUCAUCUGAAUUCCGCAAUGAUCGGGCUAUUGAGCGGAAUUCCACACGUCUUUAUGGUGGUACUAAUGUUGAUUGGUGGCAAUGUUUUUGACUAUCUAGUAAAUAAAAAUCUACUAAGUCGAACAAAUUCAAGAAAACUGGCCGAAACAUUAGGAUUUGGAGUUAUGGGGGCUUGCAUUCUGGCCAUUGGUUUCUUGAAUGAUUACGUCGUAGUCGCUGUUCUAUUCUGUGUUGGUGUGGCUUUUAGUGCAUUUUCUAUUUCAGGAUAUCAAUUAAAUCCUCUUGACCUCGCGCCUAAAUUUGUCGGUCCUUUGACGGGAAUCUCCAGAACAGGCACAGCUGGCUCUAUUGUUAGUACUUUACUGGCAGCCAAGACAGUUGGUGAAACGCAUAAAUUGCUCGACUGGCACAAUUUAUUUAUUGUUGGUGGAAGCCUUCAUUUAGCUGGAGUUCUAUUUUAUUGCAUUUUUGCCUCUGGCAACAUACAACCAUGGGCACAGCCUGAGUCUGAAACACUCAUUGGCGCACCAUCCGAUACCCAGAGAAUUAAUGCAUCAACAGAAGGCUCAGGUAUAGAGACUCCAAAAGCAAAGACGGCUAAAACUACUUCAAACUAUGGGGCAUUUCAAGAUAGUAUUUAUUGACCUUAUUAUGUAUAUAUUUUGGACAACUUUUAAGACAUGAACAUAAUAUAAUAACGGCAGUUGUGAGUACCAAACUCAGAGUACAGUAAUGGCUCCAUUUGCAGCUCUAUUUUAUACUUAGUAGGAAUGAUUAAAACUUGAGUAGAUCUAUACCCUUAGACCGAUAUGUAUAUAAAGAGAGAGACUUGACAAAGCUUAAAUCAAUCGUGAAAUUUCUGCAGUUCUAAAUGACAAUGUUUAACAAAAGUUGUUUUAUUCAGAUUUAGCAUAUGUACAAAUUUAAAUAAAAAAGCUUCUAAGGGUUCUAAAUUCUAGAUGUCUAUAUCUAAAUCUAGACUCUAUAGGCCUAAUAUUAUUUGCAUGACUAGCCUAAAAAAAGUUAUCCCUUAUCUAUUCGUGACAAUGAACUUAUGAAAGCCUACUUGAUUAAUUCCUAUUAGAUUUCAACAAAAAUCUAGAUUAAAAAAAAUAGGAAGUGAUGCUGGGAUGUCAGCCUCAUUCUUUUACGACUUCGCCUGAAGUCAUAAACAAAAAUUUAUUGAUAAUUUAGAUCCUUUUUAAUGUACGGCUGAGGAAUAGGUCUAUAGGUAUUUUGUUGUAUUGAGAUUCACAGAAGUCUACAUGACCAUGUUUGCUUUUUUUUCGAUAUUGAUUUAGAUAGCUUUAACAAAAAGAGCGAAUAAAAAUUUCCCCUCUGUCCAGUUUAUUUAUUUCUAUGUCUAUACUUUAAUUAUGCUCCUAUUUUGUUGUACUCUACUGACUGGCAGAAUUGUAGUCAUUGGUUAACUUGCUUGACGCGUGAACGUAAUCAUCUUCUUUUUUGAAGUAACGUCUGUAUUUUAUAAGAUAGAAGAUAAAUCUGGUACUAAAAGAAACAACAUUUGGAUGGCUGCCUAGUCGUAUGGUAUGCGCUGGACUUUCGUUCGGACUUCUCGAUGGUCCUGGGUCCCCCUGCCAUCCCCCGUCGUCCUGUGGGAGGUUUGGACUAGGAAGUAAAUUAUCCUCAACUCUGAAGGAACAUCCGAAACAUAUAAAACAUUUUACAAACAUUUUCUACAAGCAUUUAAGCAAACACAAACAUAAAAUUAUCUUAUGUCAUAUUGAUACAUUUCAGUAGCUAUUUAUCCAACCGGAACCUAAGCACAUGGAAACAGGUCAUUGGUCAAGUAGGGGGUAAAUGUCCUGACAUUUUUUUUCUGUCCUUCUAGCAGCGGCAUUUUGCAUUUCUUUUAUUAGUAGUCCUAAUACAAAUUUGACGAGUAUACGCUGUAUGUUGUGUGCAAUGACUGUACUACAAGAAGUAAUUUUCUAAUAACAUGAAUUGUUUUCAAAUGCAAUGACAUUUUGUUGGAACUUGAUCAAUUGUGUUGUAUUAGUGAUGAAUGACAUGAAUAAAAUGUACCAGGUGUAAUAAAUGUGUACACAAGUGAGUUAAC